Haemorhous mexicanus (house finch) is the source of this 968-nucleotide messenger RNA. RefSeq lists its product as uncharacterized. The transcript has 6 exons. The record is from RefSeq and is a predicted model, not a curated record. Bases 127 to 816 code for a protein of 229 amino acids. Lineage: Eukaryota; Metazoa; Chordata; Aves; Passeriformes; Fringillidae.
CCUUCCCAAGAUGGCGGCACGAAGGGGGGGCGCAGUCGAGGCUCGCGGUCCGUUCGCUGCGCUGCCCGCACGGCGCCCCCGUGGCGGCGCCGGCCCGUCGGGGCUUUCCGCGGUGGUUCCGGUCCGAUGGGUGAGGCCUGGCAGCUUGUGCACUGCCCCUGUGCUACCCUGCGUGCCUCUCCUUCCCUCCCUGCUCCGCAGGCACAGCACGGGAUCAGCAGGGAGGGGCGGCUCUGUCGUGGAGGAUCCAGGAGCUCGGCGUGCGUGUCUGAGCCUGCAGCUGCGAGCCGCAGCAGGACCCAAGGUCUGCACACGCCUGUGUACAGAAGAAUGAUGCGAGAACAGAAAAGUUGCAAUGGCAUUGCAGUUCCCUGCACAGAAAAUAGCCAGGGAGGUGAAGCCCGGCCCAGUGGUGCCGUUCGACUGCGCCCCGACUGGGAGCAUCAGGGCAAUACAAGCACUUGCCAAGAGCAGCUGGUGAAGAUGGCGCAGAAGCAAGGACAAGGGUGCAGUGAAAAGUUUGGUGCAUCGAUCCAGCUUCCGGACAUGCGCGGUGCCGCCGCCCAAGAAAGGAUUUUUGUGGGUCAGCCAGAUGUGCUCCUGCCUCCCACUGAGGCUCUGAGAUGGAGCCGAGUUUGCAUUCCAGUUUAUUGCAGCAGAGGGUCACGGGAAAUUUCCUCAGCUAUCUCAGGCACAGAGCCAUGGAAGCAAGACAGCACGAAGACUGAACGUGUAAGAAGAUGUGGGGUGCAAUGGAGAACCUGGCAGGAGCAUCCGACGCACACGUGCACGAGUUUUGCUUUUUGCUUGGAUUGAAACUCAAAAGUUGUAAGGAAUUUGGGAAUGAGAUGGGACGUUUCAGAAGAAGAGGAAGGAGGAGAAGAAGUUGUUGUUACAGUGUUACAGUCCUGGCAAAAUCCUUUGUUCUAGCUAAUAAAAGAAGUUAGUUAAAAAAAAAAAAAAAAAAA